GUGUCCGUUCAAAGGGAGCUCAUUUCGUUCGCCUGGGUCGACCUCUUCCUCCUCGGUCUUUGCCAAAUGUUCAGUCGACGCAUUCCCAAGUCCUCAUUAUUCGAAUCCACCAACUCGAACAGAGACGGCACAGUGGAAGACGAAUCUUCCACUGGCUCAAAUCAUCACAUCAAACCAAAUGUGGAGUCGGUAGUUCAGGGCUUCGCUAAGGCCGAAGUAAACCCUGAAGAGUUUACCUAUCUUCGGUAUAUGGCCUUGUUUAAUUCGGUCGCUCUCAACUCAACCGAAUCUGAUUCGGUCACGUCCCUUGAACGCGUCCGAGACAUUGAGAACAGAAUCCAAGAAGAAUUUUCCCACUUUCUUCAAACACAAGUCCCACCCGAUACAAACCUACCACACGUGCGAUCGACAAAAUCCAUAAGCAGGGGACUACGACUCAUGGGUCUCAUGAACGGUUUUCGUCGGAUGAGCACGAGGGAUGUGGAAUCCGCCUUCUUCCCAGGUUUGAAUGAAACAGCCUCUAUACAACGGGCUUUGGAAAACUUUCUUCAACUUGAUCGACGCGGCGGCGUAGCCCAGGAACUGACUUCUGGAACAUCUCCCAGCCCUCUCCCGCCAAACAAGUGUAUCAAGCUAGAAGGCGAUGACACCCCCAGACCGUCUGAGCCUGAUGCCACUGAAGAGCCUCCUGCUGCCUCAGUCACUACCACCACCACUGAAUCUCAAAGCCUUACUGACGUGGGUUCCACUCAAGGCCAAGAAACAGUAAAUGGUGCUAAGGCAUGA
Dibothriocephalus latus is the source of this 786-nucleotide messenger RNA. Lineage: Eukaryota; Metazoa; Platyhelminthes; Cestoda; Diphyllobothriidea; Diphyllobothriidae. The record is from the annotation of a GenBank genome assembly.